AUGCAAGCAACAUUAAUACCUAAGGCAACAUCAUACACAACAGAAAUACCAGCAUCAAUAAUAUCUACACCAUUUAUAAUGGCAACAAUGACUAUAGCCUCGUCAUCUAUUUCCACGACAAUUUAUCCAACAUCAACAUCACGAUCACAAAUGUCUAUAACAACAUCUGAACUUACAAUGAUUACAACUCCAUUUUUUCAAACCACAUCAUUUGUAUUAUCAACAACAACAACAACAACUGUAACAUUAUUAGAAACUACUAGUAUCACAACAGAAAAAUCAUUUACAACAUUCAACAUAUCAUCUGUAAUUACACCCAAAUCAUUCAUAUCUAUAUUCAAAAUUCCCAUGACUCAGUCAAUUCUAUCAAAAACUGGUACAACUACAUCUUACAAUAUAAUACCAACAACAAUAUUACAAACACCUACGAAAAAUAUUCAACAAACAUUCUAUAGUAUAACAACUGCUCCCUCACUUCUGAUGACAGUCACCGAAUUGAUGAGAAUUAAAGAGAAGACAUUUUCAAAAACGCAUGUAGAAACAAAACUAUUCACGAUGAUGUCAAAUUCAACACUUUCACUAGUUACAACUCAAAAAUCGUUAGUUUCUUCGUUUACAUCAAGUAAAAGAUCAGAAGAAUCUCAUAAUAUUCUUCUAUAUAUUUUAUACAGUUUACUAUUUGUGAUUAUAUCUAUUGCAAUCAUUUCUUUUAUUGAUUGUUAUCAUUAUUAUCGUCGCAAACAACAACAGUUAUUUAAUGAAUAUUCAAUUACUAUUUUAAGUGCACCAACAUCUACAAAUACAUAUAGCAGUACUAAUAAUGAUAGAAUCCAAUCGAAAAAUUUAUCAAAUACAUCGAACACAUUUUUAUCAUUAUUAUUAAUGCAAUCUAAUGAAACUCAAUCAUUGAAAAAGGUGAACAAAGGUGUUGAACAUAUAGUUAAUGAUAAUUGA
Molecule: messenger RNA, 954 nt
Organism: Rotaria sordida
Lineage: Eukaryota; Metazoa; Rotifera; Eurotatoria; Philodinida; Philodinidae
Source: the annotation of a GenBank genome assembly